This is a messenger RNA of Brugia malayi, 1434 nucleotides long. RefSeq names its product trypsin inhibitor, putative. The transcript is spliced from 10 exons. The record is from RefSeq and is a predicted model, not a curated record. Lineage: Eukaryota; Metazoa; Nematoda; Chromadorea; Rhabditida; Onchocercidae. Bases 1 to 1434 code for a protein of 477 amino acids.
AUGAUAUUACCAUCGAUGCAUAAUGAAACAUUGUUAUCAUUGGAAAAUGGAACACAACAACGAGAUCAAUCACAAAUAUCACUAAAUGAUCAAUCACUUGAUUUGUUAUCAAGACAAAAUAUUGCAGUGGAAAAAAAAUGUAUGAAAAAUGAAGUGUGGACUAAUUGUACUGGUUGCGAAUUAAGUUGUGAUGAGGAUGAAUUUCUACAAUGUCAAAAUAUAUGCUAUAAACCGGGAUGUGAAUGUCCAGCAAUUUUGGGAUUUCGUCGAGCAUCAAAUGGAAAUUUACUAAAGGAAUGUUCAAUAACGGAGGAAUUCAAAGAAUGUGGAAGUGUUUGCGAAGAAACUUGCGAUGAUUUUGGACAACCGAUAGUAUGCAGCAAGCAAUGUUUAGCAGGUUGUUUCUGUAAAGAAGGUUAUAUACGUGAAAAGAAAGGUGGUUGUUGUAUAUUACCGGAAUUAUGCGAUACAAAAAAACGAAGCCGAAUAUGUGGACCUAAUCAGGAAUACCGAAAAUGUGGUACAGCUUGUCCGAAGACAUGUAAUGGUUUGCCGGAAAAUUGUACACAACAUUGUGUUGAUGGUUGUUUUUGCAAAGAGGGUUAUGUUCUGGAUCUUGAUAAAUGCAUUCCGGAAGAUAGUUGCAAAGAAUCAAGAGAAUGUCCUGAAAAUGAAGUGUAUCGGAAAUGCGGAAGUCCAUGUCAGGAAAUCUGUGGUAAGCAAAAAGAAACGAAUUGUAAUGCUUGUAUAGAGGGUUGUUUUUGCAAAUUAGGCUAUGUAAUGGAAGAAAAAGUUGGUGCAUGCAUAAAACCGGAACACUGUAUGCCUCCAAAAUAUAUGAAAUGUCCAGGAAAUGAAACUUUCACAUAUUGCGGUGGCUGUGAAGGGACAUGCAAAAUGCAAUUUGUCAAAUGUCCAACUGAAUGUGGCUCACCACGCUGUGAAUGUUUGGCUAUGAAAAAUUAUAUUAUGUCGUCCUUCAUUAACUUUCCAAAACGUCUUAAGCCUGUGUCGUGGUACUUUGCCAUACGUUGUGGAUCAUCGUCCACACUCGCACCGGGCCGUAUUUAUUCGCAGAGACACUUAUUUGAAGUGAAAAAGACCCAAAUGAAGGCGAACAAUCCCGAAAAAUAUGCAUUAGCAUCAGAUUUCCUAGCGCACCGAGCUGAUCGUCCAAAAGACUACAAGCCAGACACGUCUGCAGAUCGAUCCAUAACUCCUUCUCCACAAGAGAAAAGACUUCUUGUUCUAACUGGUAUGUACAAACGUGAGUCAGAUAUUCCGGAAUUUAUCAGUGAAGUACGUAUUGCAAUGAUGAAGGAACGUCUGAAUUUUAUGGUAUCACUUUGCUUUUUGGUAACAUUGGUCAUCGCAUUUUUGACGACGAUAAAGACAAUGUAUCGUACAAGGACUAUAGCAGUGGGCGACUCUUGA